Messenger RNA from Nymphaea colorata (pocket water lily), 999 nucleotides. RefSeq lists its product as uncharacterized. Gene Ontology annotation, cellular component: endoplasmic reticulum; EMC complex; membrane. NCBI's taxonomy places the organism in Eukaryota, Viridiplantae, Streptophyta, Magnoliopsida, Nymphaeales, Nymphaeaceae. Gene Ontology annotation, biological process: autophagosome assembly; protein folding in endoplasmic reticulum. The coding region runs from base 377 to 739 and encodes 120 amino acids. The transcript is spliced from 5 exons. The record is from RefSeq and is a predicted model, not a curated record.
GGGAGCACUUGUACCGUGUUUGAGAGUGUGAAGUGCACUCGCAGAGCAAGGAAAGCACCAAAAAGCAGAACGUGCGGAACGGAGCGUCCCUGCUGUAGAAGACUCUGCGUCCGCCAUCAGCGCCCCCCCGGUGAACGCCCGACUUGAGGAAAACACCUCGGAUUCUGUCUACUUCCCCUCCUCCACCGCUGCCGGCCAUCUCUCCCUUCUCUUUUCCUCCUUCCUUCUGGACCGCCAACUUUGGAUGUCCUGCUGCGAUUGGCGCCACCUGCUUCCAGUGCAACCCUCUCUUGCGUUCGGCCGCUUCUCGGGUGGCCUCUCCCUCGAUCGGCUGUUUUCCCAUCAUCCUGCUCAAAGUUUUUAGUUUGGAAGAAAUAUGGCGAUUGGAGAUGAAUUGGGUGCUUCUGAGAAGAAAUUGAAGAGUGGUAACAUUGAUGUGCCUAUCUUUAACGCUGAGAAUUUGCAGAACAAUAUGAAAAUUAUCUAUUACAGCCGCACCUUUUUAUCCAUUAUUGGUGGUGUGGUAGCUGGAAUUUUGGGGUUCACUGGUAUGAUGGGCUUCAUAUUUUAUUUCCUGAUUAUGGCGGUAACUUCUCUGGGAAUUGCAAUAAAGGCAAAGUUUUCUAUUCAUAACUACUUCGAUUCUUGGAACCGGGUUCUGCUUGAUGGCUUCUUUGGCGGCCUUAUGUCGUUCGUGCUCUUCUGGACAUUUGCGUAUGACAUUGUGCAUAUAUUCUGAGAGCUGAUAACAAAGAUUUUGUGGUUCGAGGGCAUUGGAGGACAAUUGACUCUUAGAAGAAUAUGAUGUUUGCUGAGAGUUUAUGUUUGGCUACUCAGAAGAUCCGAACAAUUUUGAAAGUUUAUAUUUGGCUACUCAGUAGAUCUGAACAAUUUUGAAGUUCCUUGUAAUAUUUUAUUCAUGUUCUUUACGCUAGAGAUUUAUUCCUUUAUGGAUGUAGAAUUUCUGCAGCAGAAAGAAAAUGAUUUGUUCUGAGUACA